Coccomyxa subellipsoidea C-169 is the source of this 1860-nucleotide messenger RNA. RefSeq names its product GTP-binding protein Era. The transcript is spliced from 9 exons. Gene Ontology annotation, biological process: ribosomal small subunit assembly. The record is from RefSeq and is a predicted model, not a curated record. Bases 52 to 1695 code for a protein of 547 amino acids. Lineage: Eukaryota; Viridiplantae; Chlorophyta; Trebouxiophyceae; Coccomyxaceae. Gene Ontology annotation, molecular function: ribosomal small subunit binding; rRNA binding; GTP binding.
CUCAUCGUUAUGUAAAUCUGGAAACACCUCAUUUUCUCUGAAUGUGUAGUAAUGUCUCGGUACUCCGCCUUGUUGAGGCACUUGUCAAACAGGUCUGCACUAAGAUUUGGGCCCAUCCUGCGGCUGCUUCCACAGGAAAGAGCAGCUGCGGAGCAUACAUCGGCAAUCCCGCAUAGCCAAAACGGUGAUAACUCCGGACAGACAGAAAAUGCCGGCGAAGAGAUGUCCAGCAGCAGCGAUGUCUCCAGACUCCUCAGUGGCCUUCGAGAGAGACUCAGUGCCUUUGAGCGGGCACACGCGGAUGCUGUGAGCCAAAAUCAGAGUGCAGAUGCAACAGGAAAUGGCACCCAGGCAGCUUCACCUGAAGCAGGCCCAUAUGCACCCGCUUCCGAGCAAGAUUUCUGGGCGGCUCCUCGGCAGCUAUAUAGCGCCGCUGCAGAGCUAGAGGAGUUUGAGGCAGCUGAAGAGGAUGCAGAAGAGGAGGAAGUUCCAGACCCGAGCCACUUUGAUGCGAGUGAGCUUGGGGACUCCGCAGAGGCGCGCAGGCUGCUGUCCAUCCUGUGUGCACCGCAUCAGGCAGCGGCAGAUGAGGCAGCAGGGCCGCGGUAUGUGGCCUCCCAGGACAGUGACAUCCCUGAUGCAGCCGCAGACAUCGAAUGGCGGGUGCAGCAGACCCGCGUGCGGUCACAUGAUGUCAGCACUGAAAGCACAGAGGAUAUAGAGCCCCUGGAUGACAUGCUUCAAGCAGAUCAGUUCGAGGCUGCAGAUGAAGAUGCAAGGGCGGAGACAGUGCCGAUCAAUGAUCAGAGGCUGCUCCAGGCAGGCAUUGUGGGCGUGCCUAACUCUGGCAAGUCCACCCUCACGAACGCACUCGUCGGCCACAAGGUGUCGGCGGUCUCCAGCAAGACAAACACCACGGACGCGACCAGGCUGGGGGCCUUCACGGAGGGGCCUGCACAGGUGGCGCUGUAUGACACGCCGGGUGUUGUGACUACGCGAUUUCUGCGCGGCAACCAGCAUGCCAAGCGCGUGCGCUCAGCCUGGGGCACCGCCUCAGACUGUGAGAUGCUGCUCUUCAUUGUCGACGCGCAUCGCCAGAUCACAGAGCCGGAUGAGCGGGUGCUGCAACUGGUGGAGGAGCUGGCAGCAGGGCCCCUGCCAUCCUGGGACCCCCCGCCUGCCCUGCUGCUUCUGAACAAGAUUGACCGUCUCUCCAAGGAGGAGAGGCCCCAUCUGAGUCGGCUUGGCGAGCAUCUGAACAGCAUCUACCCAUUCCAGGACACCUUCAGCAUCUCCGCCAAGCAUGGCGUGGGCAUGACGGCACUGCGCCAGUACCUGCUGUCAAGGAGUUCACCUGGAAAAUGGGCCCUGGAGGCUGGGGAGAGUACAGACAUGACACUCAAUGACAUUGCGCGCGAGGUGUUGAAGGAGAAGGUGUUUCGGCGGCUGUACAAGGAGAUUCCCUACGAGGUGCAGAUUGAGGAUGUCUCCUUCAAGAUGCUCAUGGAUGGCUCACUCCGCAUUGAGAAGAACCUGAUGGUCCGCAGCGAUCAGGUUCGGCGCAUUGUUGUGGGGAAGAAGGGCGCUGCUAUUGGGGAGAUUGGUGCCAGCGCACGCAAGGAGCUGGAGAUCAUGCUGAAGAAACGUGUGCAUCUUAUGCUGUACGUAAAAAUUACAAAGAAGAAUCAUGCAUGAAAGGAACCCCUGCUUGCGAGCUCUGGCUGCAUGUGCGUGCGUGCCACAUUGACCAGUCAGACUGUUACAGACUGGUCCAGUCUGUAACUGUUCUUGUAGGAGCGGUGCUAUGAUAUUACAGGAAGAAGUGAUUGUAGAAAAGUGAUUGUAACAGCAUGGCUGAGU